UAUUGGCGGUAAAUCGUAAAUCAUAUAAAAGUAAAUUAUUAUUUAAUAAUUUAUCUCUUUGUUAACCAGCUUGAUAUGCAAAACUAAGUAUUUAAAAGAAAGUGUCUGAAUUAUAACUGUUUUUAUUUAACAUGAGCAGCACAGAAUUUAACGAAGAUCAUUUACCUGACUUGUUACCGCUUUACUAUAGAAGAUUGUUUCCUCAUUUACCCUUUUACAGAUGGUUAAGUUAUGGCAAUGCUGCUGUUUUUGCAAGAAGAGAAAUCUCAUUUACACUUUUUGGAGACAUAUACAUCCGUUUUCAAUCGUUUGAUACUCACGAGGAUUUCGUGAAUGAAUUACAGAAGAGAUAUCCUGUAAAAAUGGAUAUCGGUGCAGUUUACUACACCAAACCCAAAGAUCGUGGCCCGCUAGGAGUAUUACAACCUAUAGAGAAAGAGGUAGUUUUUGAUAUCGAUAUGACCGAUUAUGAUGAUAUAAGAACAUGUUGUUCAGGAACUGACGUUUGUACGAAAUGUUGGAAAUUCAUGGCAAUAGCUUGUAAAAUUUUGGAUACUGCUCUGAGGGAAGAUUUUGGAUACAAACAUAUAUUAUGGGUUUUUUCUGGAAGAAGAGGCAUACAUUGUUGGGUAGCUGAUGAAGAAGCAAGAAAACUUGAUGAUAAUGUACGAUCGGCUAUAGCCGAGUACUUGCAAGUUAUUCGAGGGGGGACAAAUAAAAUGAAAAAGGUGGAACUACCGGGGGAUAGGAUACAUGCUUCAUUGGUUAGAGCAUUAACAAUUAUUGAUAAAUAUUUCAUAGAGGGUAUAGUUAAAGAGCAAGACAUACUAGGUACAGAUGAAAGAUUGAACAAAUUUUUAAGCAUUAUCGAAGAAGACCUUAGAACCUUUUUUAAAAUGCCUAUGAAAAAUGUCAAAACCUCCGUUGAAAGGUGGCAAGUGUUUGAGGAAACUUUUAUCAAUCUACUUCAUAAGAAUCAAAUACCACGGAAUUUAAAAAACCUCAGAGAAGAGAUUAAGCUUCAGUACUCGUACCCCAGGCUUGAUAUAAACGUAACAAAAGGUUUCAACCACUUACUAAAAGCACCCUUUUGUGUUCACCCAAAGAGCGGGAAAGUAUCUGUCCCGUUCAAUCCCAGAAUGGUGGACAACUUUAAUCCGCACACCGUACCGACGAUAAACUUGUUAGUUGAUGAAAUUAAUAAUUACGAUGAGAAAACUAAAGAGCAAGAGAAAUCGCUUAUGGAGACCGAUGAAACGUUUACCCAAAAAGUGAAAAUAAAAGAUUACAAGAAGACUAGUUUGUUGAAAGCUGUUAGCUUAUUUGAGGAAUUUUUGAGGCCUUUGGAGAAAGCCGAGAGGCUCAAGAGGAUUAAAGAAAAGGAUGCUUCUAUGACAUUUUGAGAACUUUACAUUUUUUUUAAUGUUAUUAAAAAUAAAAUUUGCAUUAUCGUUUCUAAUUUUUUUUAUAAAGC
Molecule: messenger RNA, 1474 nt
Organism: Anoplophora glabripennis (Asian longhorned beetle)
Lineage: Eukaryota; Metazoa; Arthropoda; Insecta; Coleoptera; Cerambycidae
Gene: DNApol-alpha50
Product: DNA primase small subunit
Exons: 6
Coding region: 132-1403 (423 amino acids)
Biological process (GO): DNA replication, synthesis of primer
Cellular component (GO): alpha DNA polymerase:primase complex
Source: RefSeq, a predicted model, not a curated record